AUGGUUUUCUUGGGUGGAAAUCAUAUUGAGAACUAUCUUGCUUAUGAACUGCAAUGUGACAACAUGCACUGUUACACAACCGUUACCCGUAAUGCUACAUACCUCACGAAUUGGAUUGCUGAGUUACUUUCGGCUUUCGUUCCACAUGGAGGCAGAAGACUAAGGGUAUCUAUGGACAUGAUUUGGGACCAGUUCGUUAAUGAUGCCAACCUCUACCCUCCUGUUACACUUCAGUUCUGUUAUGAGCAUACAUGCAUCAUCUAUCAGGUUUCUCCUCCAGAUAACUUUCCAAGAUCUUCCCUGGAACACUUCUUGAAUCACGAUCAUGUAGACUUCUUCGGUUUCGAAAUGCUGUACAAAGUCCAAUAUCUUCGUCAGGCAUACAAUCUUGUUGUGAGAAACUGGUUUGAUAUUCCAUGUCAGGCCUGUCUUGCAAAUCCAACAAGGUACCGUAACGUUGCCAAUUUGUCUAUACAAAACAUGGUAUCCAUGGAUUUCUCGAAGCAGUAUAUAAAGCCUUCUAACUUUCUUCAAAGCGACUGGAGGUCGAAUAUACUUCCUAUUGACAAAGUAAAGUACGCGACCCUAGAUUGCUUUUUUGCCUACAAGUUUGCAAUUCGGGUCUCAAAUUUCCCUCGUCCGAAUUAG
Molecule: messenger RNA, 648 nt
Organism: Populus nigra (black poplar)
Lineage: Eukaryota; Viridiplantae; Streptophyta; Magnoliopsida; Malpighiales; Salicaceae
Exons: 1
Coding region: 1-648 (215 amino acids)
Cellular component (GO): cytoplasm; nucleus
Molecular function (GO): 3'-5' exonuclease activity; nucleic acid binding
Source: RefSeq, a predicted model, not a curated record